This is a messenger RNA of Lasiosphaeria miniovina, 1432 nucleotides long. RefSeq lists its product as uncharacterized. NCBI's taxonomy places the organism in Eukaryota, Fungi, Ascomycota, Sordariomycetes, Sordariales, Lasiosphaeriaceae. The record is from RefSeq and is a predicted model, not a curated record. The transcript has a single exon. The coding region runs from base 285 to 1241 and encodes 318 amino acids.
AGAGAGGCUGCUUGCGCUGAGCAGGAACCUCCGAGACCUUUCAAGUUCGUGACAGCACUACGUCGAUCGAGAACCUAACACGCCUUACAACAACUACCUAACUUGGAGCCAUAUUGCGGUUUCGCCCCACCUUCUUUCCUUUUGCGCAGUGAGACCAAUUAUCGCAAGGCCAUGAAUAUCUUCCCUCACAAGUUAUUAUUUUCCGGCCAAACAUUAUCCCGUUGACUAGCUUCACCCUAUCCAUCCAACGACCGCCGAUUUAUCCCUCCCUUCUCGAAUCAAUCAUGUCCUCUGCCACUCCCACCAUACCAACCUCGCCGCAGCGCCAAUCUGCGGACGAGGAUGCGUCUGCACCUACUAAUCCCGCUGUGAGAGCACAGUCAGACCCGCGUGAGCUCGACGGCGACAACAAUAGCUCCCCCGCCGACAUUUCCCAAUCUCAGAGCUCCCCGCAAUCCGACUCGGCCUCUGAACGCUCCGAAUUCGAGCCGUCCUCGCCGCCCCAACCCCAGACCGUCGAGGCCGCAGACGCGGUUCAAGACCCAGAGGCUGCUGCAGGCGUCCCUCCCCUCCCCGCCGAGCCUCUGCCCGUCGUCCCUGUCGACGACGGUUGGGACCCUCACUGGGUUGAGAACGACUGGUGGUUUUACAACCGUUUCACAGGAGUCUGGCAGAAGGAAAACCCGCGUGUACCCGAUGCUGCCGCCGUCCAAGCCGCAGCUGCAGCCGCCGACGCAGCAGCUGCGGCUCCACUUCCCCAGGCUGAGAAGGUUACUGUCCUUAGCAAUCCGGAGUCGAUUGCGGGUGGGUACAACCCGGCCAUCCACGGUGACUACGACGAGAACGCGUGGUAUGCCAAGAAGGCGCGCGCGGACGAGGCAGCCGCCGCCGCUUCCUCGCAGCUGGCGAUUCCCGGCGCCGCCAUCGCCGACCCAGCUUUGUACCUCGCGUCUGUCGCCGCCGCCGGAGGCGCCCCCGUCGCCACAGCCGCCUACUUCAACCGCCAGACGGGCCAGUGGCAGCAGCCCGACUUUGGGCCAGAGCGCCACACUGACGAGGCCAAGAGCAAGCGCCAGAUGAGCGCGUACUUUGACGUUGACGCGGCCGCCAACAUGCACGACGGCCGCAGCCUCAAAGCAGAGCGCUCGGGCAAGAAGCCGACAAAGGCGGAGCUGAAGGCAUUCAAGGAGAAGCGCCGCGUUAAGAAGGAAGAGAAGCGCCGCGCUUGGCUCCGCGACUGAGGGCAUUUCCUAGGAGGUCUAGAUGCAUUCUCCCUCCUAUAAAUAGCCCCGGUCUUGUCCCUUGUGUGUUUUUACUUUCGUCUUUCCUCACUAAUUGUCUAGGGUGGUAUGCUCCUUUUGGUACCAAGGAGCAAAGCAACGGAUGCCAAGGCCAGGCCAGGCCGGAGGGAAAAGAAAUUAUUCGGAGUCAA